UGAUCUGGAGUUAUCUGGAAUUUAAAGUUGAGUAUUUGGUGUAUUGAAAAUUCAGGACUUCAGGUUAGGGUUUCUGCCCUGUUCUGUCUUUGUUUUAUUCUGGAAAAAGGUGGGGUUUCUUGCUUGAAGUGGCUGAGAUCUAGUGGUUACGUCGUUUUCUGCAGCUUGGUUUGCGUGUUCUGCUUGUUUUGUUGUGGGGGAAACCCUAGGAGGUCCGGUGUGAGCUCAGAAUGUGUGGCUUCACUGGCUUGUGGAAUUAGAGGUUUGAGUGAUUGGUGAUUGAAGUGAAGGGGUUUCGGUUGGUGACGAUCUGGGUCGGAUGGGGUUGAAAAUAAUAGCUUCUUGUUGUGGAACUGGUCUUGAAUGAAGGUUUGGGGGUGGAGAGGGUGGUUUGAUUUCAGUUGCGGAUGAAGGUUUUGAAGCUAAUAUCUGAUUUAUCAUUUAAUAUUUCUGUUGGAUAGUUGAGGCUGUGUGUUGCUUGGAAGAAGACAUUGAACUGCGCGGCUGAUAGAUUCAGGUCAAUUAUUUAUGGGCUGUUUGUUGCUUGGAGUUGAGCAAGAGGUGAAGGGAAGGUAAUGGUUGUUUUGCCGGAAAGGCCAUCUUUUGGAGAAGGUUUUGCUUGUUUCUGAGGUUUAAAGCUUCAGUUUUGGGUAUUGUGUGGGUCGUCUAGUAAACUUCUUCGUGAAAGUCAUACUGAAUCUCCAGAAUGAGGCUCUCUUCUUCCGGUUUCACUCCUCAGGCACAAGAAGGGGAAAAGAGAUGCCUGAAUUCUGAAUUAUGGCAUGCAUGUGCGGGCCCUCUUGUUUCUCUUCCUGCGGUUGGGAGCCGUGUGGUCUACUUCCCUCAGGGUCACAGCGAGCAGGUCGCUGCAUCUACCAACAAAGAGGUGGAUGCCCAUAUACCUAAUUACCCAAACUUACCGCCACAGUUGAUCUGUCAGCUUCACAAUGUUACCAUGCAUGCAGAUGUAGAGACGGAUGAAGUCUAUGCUCAGAUGACAUUGCAACCAUUGAGUCCACAAGAUCAAAAAGACCCUUACCUACCUGCAGAGUUGGGUACCCCCAGUAAACAGCCAACCAACUAUUUCUGUAAGACAUUGACUGCAAGUGACACUAGUACUCAUGGAGGAUUCUCAGUGCCUCGCCGGGCAGCAGAAAAAGUCUUUCCUCCUUUAGACUUCACACAGCAGCCUCCAGCUCAAGAAUUGAUUGCAAGAGAUCUUCAUGACAAUGAUUGGAAAUUCAGGCAUAUCUUUCGUGGUCAGCCAAAGAGGCAUCUUCUUACGACUGGAUGGAGUGUGUUUGUAAGUGCCAAAAGACUUGUUGCUGGCGACUCCGUCCUUUUCAUCUGGAAUGAGAAAAACCAGCUGCUUUUGGGAAUCCGCCGUGCUAAUCGACCACAAACUGUGAUGCCUUCGUCUGUUCUUUCGAGUGACAGCAUGCACAUAGGGCUUCUUGCGGCAGCAGCUCAUGCAGCUGCAACGAAUAGUCGCUUCACUAUAUUUUACAACCCAAGGGCUAGUCCGUCAGAAUUUGUCAUACCACUGGCGAAGUACGUUAAAGCAGUCUAUCAUACCCGUGUUUCUGUUGGCAUGCGCUUCCGGAUGCUGUUUGAGACUGAAGAGUCAAGUGUGCGUCGGUAUAUGGGCACGAUUACUGACAUAAGUGACUUGGAUACUGUUCGUUGGCCGAACUCACAUUGGCGCUCAGUAAAGGUUGGAUGGGAUGAAUCCACUGCAGGGGAGAGGCAGCCGAGGGUUUCCUUGUGGGAGAUUGAACCAUUAACAACGUUCCCGAUGUAUCCAUCACCAUUCCCCCUCAGACUUAAGCGGCCAUGGCCUCCAGGACUGCCCUCCCUCCAUGGCAUCAAGGAUGAUGAUUUGGGCAUUAAUUCUCCACUUCUGUGGCUCCGGGGUGAUGGUGGAGAUAGGGGGAUUCAAUCCCUAAAUUUUCAGGGUAUAGGGGUUACACCUUGGAUGCAGCCAAGGCUAGAUGCCUCCAUGCUUGGCCUGCAACCUGAUAUGUACCAAGCAAUGGCUGCUGCAGCGCUUCAGGAAAUGAGAGCUGGGGAUCCUUCUAAACUCGCAUCUCCAUCCCUUCUCCAAUUCCAGCAACCUCAAAGUGUCCCAAACAGAUCUCUAGUUCAGAGGCAGAUGUUGCAACAACCUCAAUCUCAGCAUGCCUUCCUUCAGAGUGUUCAAGUAAAUCAGGCUCAGGCUCAGGCUCAGGUUCAGGCUCAGGCUCAGGCACAGGCUCAGGCACAUCUUAUUCAGCAACAAUUGCAGCAUCGUCACACAUUUAAUGAUCAACAGCAACCACAGCAGCCACAGCCUCAGCAACAGCAGCAGCAACAAUUGCAGCAUCGUCACACAUUUAAUGAUCAACAGCAACCACAGAGCCACAGCCUCAGCAACCAGCAGCAGCAGCAGCAACAAUUGACUGAUCCCCAGAACCCUAAUGUUGUCUCUGCACUUUCUCAGCUUGUGUCAUCAUCUCAUUCUCAAUCUCCAUCCCUACAGACCAUCUCUUCUUUGUGCGAGCAGACAAACUUUUCAGAUUCCAGUGGGAUCCCUGUAACAACAUCCAGUGUUUCUCCCCUCCACAGUCUUUUGGGUUCAUUUUCCCAUGAUGAAACAUCUCACCUGCUUAAUCUGCCGAGAAGCAAUGCUCUUAUGUCCUCUGCUGUGUGGGUGCCAAAGCGAGUUGCAGUUGAACCUAUUCUCUCUUCUGGAGAAACUAAAUGUGCUCUGUCCCAGGUUGAACAGCUCUGCCCACUACCGCAAACUAGUGUUUCUCAAAAUGCAGUCUCUUUGCCACCUUUCCCAGGUAGAGAAUGUGCAGUAGACCAAGAGAACGGUACAGAUCCCCAAAGCCAUUUUCUUUUUGGGGUCAAUAUUGAUUCCUCCUCUCUUCUAAUGCAAAAUGAAAUGUCAAGUCUACGAGAUGUUGGCAGUGAAAGUGAUUCAAUGACAGUGCCAUUUGCUGCUUCUAAUUUUAUGAAUGCUGCAAGCACUGAUUUUCCGCGUAGUUCAGCUAUGACAACUUCCAGUUGCUUAGAUGACUCAAGUUUUCUACAGUCCCCGGAAAAUGUGGGCCUAGUGAAUCCUCCAACCAGAACCUUUGUUAAGGUUCACAAGUCAGGGUCAUUCGGACGGUCGCUGGACAUCACCAGGUUCAGUAGCUACCAUGAACUACGAAGUGAACUUGCUCACAUGUUUGGCCUUGAAGGCCAGUUGGAGGACCCUAUGAGAUCAGGCUGGCAGCUUGUAUUUGUCGAUCGGGAGAAUGAUGUUCUUCUCCUCGGUGAUGAUCCCUGGCAGGAGUUUGUGAACAAUGUGUGGUGUAUUAAGAUACUCUCACCUCAGGAAGUGCAGCAGAUGGGUCAACAGGGUAGGGAGCUUCUGAACUCGGUCCCAAUCCAAAGGCUCUCUAGUAGCAGCUGUGACGAUUAUGUGAGCCGGCAGGAUUCAAGAAACCUCAGCACUGGGAUUACAUCCGUGGGGUCUAUUGACUACUGAUGAACUCAGACAACAGUUUAGAAAGUGGUCUGCAAGUUUUAUCAGUUUGUCAUUGCCCCACAUUCUGUACUAUUAGCCCUCCUAAGCCUUCCCUGUGAACGGAGCAGGUUAGGAGUAAGUCCUCCUUGAUGGUUACAUAUAAGCUACUUUCUGUAAUUAUUCCGUCGGAUCAAACUUUCCACGUAUAAUACAUUCAACACAUAUUGUAGUAACUGAUGUUUAUGAAGUUCAGCUAUUUGUGUGGUUAUCUUGCA
Molecule: messenger RNA, 3771 nt
Organism: Telopea speciosissima
Lineage: Eukaryota; Viridiplantae; Streptophyta; Magnoliopsida; Proteales; Proteaceae
Product: auxin response factor 6-like
Biological process (GO): response to hormone; regulation of DNA-templated transcription
Cellular component (GO): nucleus
Molecular function (GO): DNA binding; protein binding
Source: RefSeq, a predicted model, not a curated record